GCUUUCUUGGUACUAGGUUGACGUCCCUUUCUCUCUCUUUAGUUACUGUACCCUAGAGGAUGAGUAAAAGUGUUAAAGAAACCAAGUUUUAUGACCUGCUGGGUGUUGAACCAAAUGCUACAGAAUCAGAACUAAAGAAAGCUUAUAGGAGAUCAGCUCUUAAAUAUCAUCCAGACAAAAACCCAGGACCAGAAAAUGAAGAAAAAUUCAAGGAGAUAGCUCAUGCUUAUGAAGUUUUGAAUGAUCCAAAGACGAGAGAGUUGUAUGACAAAGGAGGAGAAGAAGCAUUGAAAGAAGGAGGAGGAGGAGGGAGUUCUGCAAUGGAUAUAUUUGAUCUUGUGUUUGGUAUGGGAGGACGAGGAAGGAGGAACAGGGAAAAGAAAACUAGAGACAUGAUUCAUCAGUUACAUGUGAGACUUGAGGAAUUUUACAACGGGAGUGUAAGGAAGUUAGCAAUACAGAGACACAUCAUAUGCAGUGACUGUGGAGGGAAAGGAGGAAAAGAGGGAGCAGUAAGAACUUGUGUCUCAUGUGAUGGUCAGGGACAACAACUUUCAAUGCAACAAAUAGCUCCAGGUUUUGUGACAAGGCAGAUUGUUCCUUGUCGGGCCUGUAAAGGAAGAGGAGAGAUAAUUAAUGAAAAGGAUAAAUGUAAAACUUGUCGUGGUGAGAAAGUUGUUAAUGACAAAAAAAUAUUAGAAGUCCAUAUUGAUAAAGGGAUGAAGGAUGGGGACCAGAUACCAUUCAGGGGAGAGGCAGCUCAACAACCUGGUUACGAAACAGGAGAUGUAGUGAUAGUUUUAGAGGAGAUAGAUCACGAGUUGUUCAAAAGAAAGGAGACUGACCUUUACAUGAAUAUGACCAUUAACCUCUCUGAAGCACUGACUGGGUUUAAGAAAACCAUCAAAAUGUUGGACGACAGACAAAUAGUGAUACAAACUCACCCUGGAGAAGUAUUGAAGCACGAUGAUGUUAAAGUUGUUCUUAAUGAGGGUAUGCCUCAGUACAGAAACCCGUUCAAUAAAGGACGUCUCAUCAUACGCUUUAAUGUUCGUUUUCCUCCUAAUAAUUUCCUAACUCGUGACGGUAUGUCUAAAUUAAGGGAACUGUUACCUCAAGAUAGUGAAGAGAUGAUUACGUCUCAUGAUGACUAUGAAGAAGUACAAUUGGAAGACAUUGAUCCUGAGGCUGAACUGCACAGAAGGAAGUAUAUGAUGGACGAUCAUGAUGGACCUAUGGGCGGAGCCAGGACUGUCAGUUGUCAAACACAAUGACACUUUAAUUAAUUACUAUCAAUUAUUAUUAUUAUUAUUAUUAUUAUUAUUAUUAUUAAUUAUUAUUGAGUUUUAAAACUGUGCAUGUUUAGUGAAAACCUUUGCCUAAAACUGUCA
Amphimedon queenslandica is the source of this 1391-nucleotide messenger RNA. RefSeq names its product dnaJ homolog subfamily A member 1-like. Gene Ontology annotation, biological process: response to heat; protein folding. The coding region runs from base 60 to 1274 and encodes 404 amino acids. Gene Ontology annotation, molecular function: ATP binding; Hsp70 protein binding. Lineage: Eukaryota; Metazoa; Porifera; Demospongiae; Haplosclerida; Niphatidae. The record is from RefSeq and is a predicted model, not a curated record. The transcript is spliced from 14 exons.